Castor canadensis (American beaver) is the source of this 1399-nucleotide messenger RNA. NCBI's taxonomy places the organism in Eukaryota, Metazoa, Chordata, Mammalia, Rodentia, Castoridae. The record is from RefSeq and is a predicted model, not a curated record.
AAAAGGAGAGGGGUCUUGGUGAAAAUAUUGUCAGUGACUUUAGAAGUGGGAAGAGAAUGAGAUAGGCCCUGGCAAGUGUAAAGGAAGAGGUGGCAUGAUAAAAAUAGCAUUUUCAUGUUUUCAAGCAAUGUCAGUGUACAUGGAAAAUGAAACUUGAUACAAAAUUCAAGACCAAAGUAAUUUAUGAAAAAAAAAGGAAGUUGAAUGAAAUUAUGUCCUAAUCUUCCCACUUCUCGGCCUUUUAGAUGUUUUCCAGUUUCCUCAUAUGUCGAAUUUAUUGCAUGGUAGACAUCAUGAAUGCUACAUUGUGUGUCUGGAUUUUGUUGUCUUUAAUAUUGAAAUUUGUUUUGGCAAGUGCUCUCAGUUUGGUAUUUUCAAAACUUGCUUUUAAGCUUUGUUAAGACACAUUUAAUCAAACCAGGCACCAAAAUGCUAACACUUUUUCCUGGAGAGAGAAAGUCUAAUUGUUGUCAAAGAAGGAUUCCAUCUGCAGGCAUUCGACAGACCAGCAUUGCUUCUUUCUUCACCUUACAGCCAGGAAUGACAAAUGGAGGUAACCAGAGAAGUGUUUCGUCUAAUAUAGAAAAUCAGAUGAACAAGAAGUCCAAGAAAGACGUAACUCAGCUAGACCAUUUGAUCCAGGAUUUGGGGGAUGAAUGCAUGGCACUCCCUUUGGCCACUUCAACCCCUGCAGGCAUUCAGGUAGCUGGACUUUCUCUUCAGCCUCUUCAGACUUCUGGCCACCGCAGUAUGGAAACCCCAUUUUUAACAACAAUGCUGUCUUUGCCCCAAGACACCCUGGUCUGUGCUGGAGAAAGUAAAGCCUUUACCCAGAACUUGGAAAGUGCUUGUUUAUUGGACCCAAAGAAGGGCAUGAGGGAGUCUCCCAGGAAAAGGAAAUGGCUUCAUGGAUAUAGGACAAAUUAUCAGGGUAAGGAAGGACACAUUAAACCACCCUGGGGUAAAUGCCAUCAGCCCCUGGACAAAGGUGAAUUGGAAAGGAAGAUAUCUGCCAAAGAAAACAGGCAGGCCCCCAUUUGCCUUCAAACUUACAGGGAAUCCUGGAGUGGAGAAAAUACAGAAUCAGUGAAACAAAGCCUCCGUCCUUUUUCUGUAUUUUCCUGGGAGAGUGAAAAAAAUGACAAGGACUCCUGGAGUCAACUUUUCACUGAAGAUUCUCAAGGCCAGCGGGUCAUUGCCCACAACACUAAAGCGCCUUUUCAAGAUGUAACUAACACCACGAAUCAGGAUUUAGGGCACAUUCUUGACAGCCCUCAGGCUCUGUGCCAGGAUCUGCCCAUUCAGUUACAUCUACAGCCCAACUUGCUCUUUACCCAGGACUCUGAAGGUAAUCAAGUUAUGAGGCACCAGUUGUAAACAUUUAUAUGAGGGUUUGGUU